Rotaria sp. Silwood2 is the source of this 2028-nucleotide messenger RNA. Lineage: Eukaryota; Metazoa; Rotifera; Eurotatoria; Philodinida; Philodinidae. The record is from the annotation of a GenBank genome assembly.
AUGGAGAUGAUUGUUGAUGAUGAAGAUAACAUUAAUAAUAAUAAUAAUAUAUUUAAUGAAAUUGAUGAUGAAGAUUGGAUAUUAGAAAAACCGAUAUCUGUUUUGGCUUUGGAUCCAGCUGAUCGACGUGUUUUAAAAGUAGCUGAUCAACGUGAUGCAGUACAAAAGAAAACAUUUACUAAAUGGAUUAAUUUUCAUUUAUCAAAACGUGAAGGAUUACAUGUUGAUGAUUUAUUUUUUGAUUUAAGAGAUGGACUUAUACUUAUUUCAUUAUUAGAAAUAUUUACAAAUCAAACAAUUCCACGUGAACGAGGUACUUCGAAAUUUCAUGCUUUACAAAAUAUUGAACAGUGUCUUCGAUGUCUCGAACAAAAUCAUAAUAUUCGUUUGGUUAAUAUUCGUCCGGAAGAAUUAGUUAAUGGAAAUCCUAAAUUAACAUUAGGUCUUAUUUGGCGUAUUAUCCUUCAUUUUCAAUUUUCUGAUAUAACAAUACCAUCAUCUGAAGAAAACAUUCCAAUAAAUGUUAAACAACCAAUAGCACCUAUUCCAACAACUGAAUCACCUUCAUCUAUUGAUAUAAAACCCGUAAAAAUUUCUUCGACAACAGAACGAAAAUCAUCAGUUGAUCAGAUAUCAUCAAAUUAUCGAAAUAUGUUAUUAAUAUGGGCUCGUCAACAGUGUCAAGGUUAUCCAGGAAUUUAUAUUGAUGAUUUUACACGUUCAUGGCGUAAUGGACGAGCAUUUCUUGCCAUACUUCAUCGACAUAAUCCACAAUUAAUCGAUAUAAAAGAAGCCUAUCGUAAUUCUAAUCGAGAAAAUUUAGUAACAGCUUUUGACUUUGCACAAAAACAUUAUGGUAUUAUGCAAUUAAUAGAUCCUGAAGAUGUUGACACCGAUGAACCUGAUGAAAAAAGUAUUUUAUUAUAUAUCGCACAUUUAUAUAAAGUUUGCUCAAGUUUACCUACUCAUCCAUUUCAACAAGAACAUGAUCGAAUUCAUCUUGAAAGUGAAUUGUCAUAUGAAUAUACAAAUUUAGCUACAGAUCUUCUCAAAUGGAUAAAAACAAAAUUAGAUUUUUUAAAUCGUGAAAUUAAAUUUAAAAGUAUAGAUGAAAUUGAAACAUAUCGAAGUGUUUUACAAGCCAUAAGACAAGAUGAAAUAAGUCAAUAUAAUAAAGUGUUACAUCGUAUGAGAUCAAUUGAUGCUGAAUUUGAAACUUUACAAUUAAGUGAAACAUUAGAACCAGAUAUUGAUUCAAUAAAUUUAGCAUGGAAUAAAUUAGAAAUGACAAUUGAUCGUGUUGAAUAUGAUUUACAACAAUUUAUACAACAAUAUGAAAAAUUAAAAGAUAAUAUUAAUAAUGAUUUAGAUUUAAUUGAACGUGAUAUAGCAAAUAUUGAAAGAUUAAUUCAAAUAAAAUCAAAACAAUUAGAAAUUGUUGAUACAAUUAAUCAAUUAAAUCAUAUACAAAUUAAUUUAGAUACUAUUUUAACUAAUUGUCGAACAUUAGCAUUACCUUAUGAACAAAUACGAACUUCUUUUGAAAGAAUUGAUCAAUUAAAUUUACGUAUUGAUAAUCUUCAUAUACAAUUGAGUCCUUCACCACCAUCAUCAACAGCCAUCAAAAUUUCAUCACCAACAACUACACGAAUUCUCGAUCCAUCAUCGGUAACGACAACCGAUGGUCAUCAUCAUGCGUCAAAAAAGCAGGGUCGUUCAAAUCACUCAUCGAAUUUUUUUACAAAUUCACCGACUGGUAUUGAACAACUUGAUGUUAUUGUAACAGGUGAUUAUAGACGAAGUGGUGAUACUCAACAACAAACACGAUCAAAUAUUAUGGUUGUUGACUCAGGACAUUCGAACAACGAGACAAAACCAUUUGUUCUCGUUGAUGAACUUAAUUUAAUUAACAAAAAUUUAAAUACACUUAGUCAAUUACUUCAACAACGUAUGACACGUUUAUUACAAACGGGUCUACCAACAUCACAUGAUGAUCUUCUUCUACUUUAUCAAGAACAUAAGAGAUAA